Bubalus bubalis (water buffalo) is the source of this 2273-nucleotide messenger RNA. RefSeq names its product meiosis 1 associated protein (gene M1AP). The transcript has 6 exons. Bases 200 to 1384 code for a protein of 394 amino acids. Gene Ontology annotation, biological process: meiosis I; male meiosis chromosome separation; spermatogenesis. NCBI's taxonomy places the organism in Eukaryota, Metazoa, Chordata, Mammalia, Artiodactyla, Bovidae. The record is from RefSeq and is a predicted model, not a curated record.
GGCAACCCACUCCAGUGUUCCAGUGGAGAAUCCCAGGGACGGGGAGCCUGGUGGGCUGCCGACUCUGGGGUUGCCCAGAGUCGGACACGACUGAAGCGACUUAGCAGCAGCAGCAGAGAAACUUGAGUCAUCACCUGGUUUGACUUCUUUCUGAGCUUAGUCCCCUAGAUCUGUGUUCAUUGUUUCAACCUUCAGUUUUAUGAAAACCAGUGAUUUCUCUUUUCUUCCUUACAGGUGUAGAGAAUAUCUCAGUGGCGGCUACAGUUCCACCUCUGGUCUGGCUGCCAUGCAUCAUGGACAAAUGGCUAGUAAAAGGCCCUCUAAUCCCACACAGAUGUACCAGCAACCUCCAAGGCUUCUCAUUGUGCAUAUUGCUCUACCAUCCUGGGCUGACGUCUGCUCCAACCUCUGUGAGGCUCUGCAGAACUUUUUCUCUCUAGCCUGCAGCUUGAUGGGCCCCAGCCGCAUCCCUCUCUUCAGCUUAUACAUUGUACAAAAUCAGCACGAGUGCAUCCUCCCUUUUGUGCAAGUGAAAGGGAACCUUGCUAGGCUGCAGGCCUGCAUCUCAGAACUCCGCAUACUGCAAAGAGAAGGUUGUUUCAGACCACAAGGCACUUCUCUGCAGCUGGCAAUAGAGGAUGGGCUCCAGCAGUUCAAACAGUACAGCAGACACGUGAGCACAGGUGCAGCUCUGACCUACAGUUCCCUGGAGAUUACCGUUCUGACUUCACAGCCUGGAAAAGAGGUGGUCAAACAGUUGGAGGAAGGAUUGAAAGAUACAGACCUAGUCAGGAUCAGGAAGCUUCAGGUGGUUGAGAUCACAAAGCGAGUCCUAGAAUGUAUGAACUCAGCAUCCCCUGUUGAAGAGCCCAGCAAUGAGGAGAGUUCUAUCCUGGCAACUGACAUUGAUCUUCAGACUAUAGACAGUGAUAUUGUCAGCAUGGAGAUUUUCUUCAAAGCCUGGCUGCAUAAUAGUGGAACAGAUCAAGAACAUGUUCACCUUCUUCUUCCUUCACGAAGUAUCAGCAACAUUUCCAGAACCAGAGAUGAUUCAAUGUGCCUGAAAUGUGAUCUCCAAGAACGACUUCUCAGCCCAUCCCUACUCCCUGGAACAGCUGAUGGCUCCUUGAGGAUGGAUGACCCCAAAGGAGACUUCAGCACCCUCUACCAGAUGGUUUCCCAGUCACCAGCCUCUUUUUACAAGCUCCGGGUGAUCAAGGCUCUAAAAUCCAGUGGGGUCUGCGAAUCAUUGACAUAUGGACUCCCCUUCAUCCUCAGACCCACAAGCUGUUGGCGGCUGGAAUGGGAUGAGCUGGAAACAAAUCAGCAGCAUUUCCAUGCUUUGUGUCACGGCCUACUGGUGAGUGCCUAUGUCACCAGGUGAUGACGAGUGCUAAAGUACCCACCAGAGGGAAGCAGCUAAUUUAAUCCUGCCCUGAUCCCAAAUCUGUCCCAGUCUUCCAGAGGAUAGAGAAAAACUGGACAUACUUUGAAAUAUGGAUUAAGUAUGACUUGCCUUUGUUGGUUUCAUGCUAUAGAGAAUAAUUCCUGAAUUCUGUUAUAUGACACUACACUUGAAAAUCCUUGAUUUUACAUUUUAAUGGCAACAGGAAAUUGUCCUUAAGUAACUAUAUCUUAAACCCUAUUUUCUUCCUAUCACUAUGCUGGAUAGUAUGGUUUAUUUCAAUGAAGAACACAUAGUCUAUGCUAGAAAUUGUGCUAAGUCCGAGAUAUUCAAUCUAUUAUGGUAGACAUUAUCUGUGGUCUCAAAAAACUUUCUAAUGAAAGAGACAUAAUUAAAUAUGUAUAUUCUUAAUUGUGAGAAGUUUGUGAAGGAAAAUAAGGACUUGCUAUAAUAUAGCCUCUCUAUGAAAGUGACGAUUAAACUGAGAUCUGCCAGAUGAAGGAAUUAGCUAGGUGAAGGGUGGCCGGAAGACCAUUCCAGGUGCAGAGAAAUGCAUGUGAAAAGACCCAAAGGCCAUAAAGAGAUGAUCCUCAAAUCAAGAAUGGAAUGAUCAUUGUGACUGAAACAAAAUGAGCAAGAAUAGAGAGAGCCAAAAGGUGAGAAGCUAAAAGUGAGCAGGGUAAAAAUCAUACCAGGAUUUGUAGCCCAAACUGAGAACGUGGGACUUUAUGUACAGAAAGAAAUCAUUAGAAAUGACAUCAUCUAUUUAAAUGUUUAAAUGAUUAAUUUUACCAAAAUUUAGAAAUGAACUUUCCAAAGCAAAAAUGAAAACAAGAAAAUAAGGUAGGAGGGCGCUGAAGUAGUCUAG